GGGUCGGCGGCGCCGGCGGUUGCUGUCACCUGAUUCUGGGAGCUGGUGGCAGCCGUAGCCGCGGCAAUGGACUUUCUCCUGGGAAACCCGUUCAGCUCUCCGGUGGGACAGCGCAUCGAGAAAGCUACAGAUGGCUCCCUACAGAGCGAGGACUGGGCCCUCAACAUGGAGAUCUGUGACAUCAUCAACGAGACUGAGGAAGGCCCCAAAGAUGCCUUCCGAGCAAUAAAGAAGCGAAUCGUGGGGAAUAAAAAUUUCCAUGAGGUCAUGCUGGCCCUCACGGUCUUGGAAACAUGUGUUAAGAACUGCGGGCACCGCUUCCAUGUACUGGUGGCCAGCCAGGAGUUUGUGGAGAGUGUACUGGUGAGGACCAUCCUGCCAAAGAACAAUCCACCAACUAUUGUUCAUGACAAGGUGUUGAACCUCAUCCAGUCCUGGGCUGACGCGUUCCGCAGCUCGCCUGAUUUGACAGGUGUCGUUGCUGUCUAUGAGGACCUGCGAAGGAAAGGCCUGGAGUUCCCCAUGACUGACCUGGACAUGCUGUCACCCAUCCACACACCGCAGAGGACUGUGUUCAACUCAGAGACACCAUCUGCACAGAACUCUGUGGUCUCUGACACCAGUCAGCGAGGAGAUCUAAGCCAACAUGCCGCCCCUCUGCCCACUCCAGCUGUCCUCCCAGGUGACUCACCCAUCACACCAACUCCUGAACAGAUUGGGAAGCUGCGCAGUGAGCUGGAGAUGGUGAGUGGAAAUGUACGAGUGAUGUCGGAGAUGCUGACAGAGCUGGUACCCACCCAGAUAGAGCCUGCAGACCUGGAACUACUGCAGGAACUCAAUCGCACUUGCCGUGCCAUGCAGCAGCGGGUCCUGGAGCUCAUUCCACGCAUCUCUAAUGAGCAACUGACCGAGGAACUGCUCAUGGUCAAUGACAACCUCAACAACGUGUUUCUGCGUCAUGAACGGUUUGAACGGUUCCGAACAGGCCAGACAGCCAAGGCCUCCAGUGAAACUGAGUCAGCCGCUGACCUGAUUGACAUGGGUCCUGACCCCACAGCCACCAACAGCCUCUCCUCCCAACUGGCAGGAAUGAAUCUUGGCUCCAGCAGUGUGAGAGCUGGCCUGCAAUCUCUGGAGACCUCGGGUCACCUGGAAGAUGACUUUGACAUGUUUGCUCUGACUCGGGGUAGCUCGCUGGCUGACCAACGGAAAGGGGUCAAAUAUGAAGCCCCCCAAACCACAGAUGGCCUGGCUGGAGCCCUGGAUGCCCGGCAGCAAAACACUGGAGCGAUCCCCACCAACCAGGCCCGCAUCAUGGAGGACAUUGAACAGUGGCUGUCCACAGAUGUGGGUAACAGCACUGAGGAUGCCUCUGGUGUCACCAGUGAAGAAUUUGACAAAUUUCUGGAAGAACGGGCCAAGGCUGCUGAUCGACUGCCCAACCUGGCCAGCCCUUCAGCCGAAAGACCUCCAGGACCUUCUCCUGGCACAGCUCCUCGAAGGAAGACCCAGGAGAAGGAUGAUGACAUGCUAUUUGCCUUAUGAAUGUAGGGCCUGGUACCCUGCAGCCCAGGGCCUGGCACUCUCAUACCCACUGGGGCCCCUCCCUCCCUCCUUUGGUGUUAAGGCUGCUUGGGGGUGUUCCCCCCUUCUUUCCUCCUGGAGCCUGGGCAACGGUGGGAUGAACUGGGGGAAUGGGUCAGCCCUCCACGGGGGUCCUGACUAGUCCUGCCUCCUCUAUCUUCCUGCCCGUUCUGACUUUGCUGAGACCUGGAGCCCCAGACAAGCUGACCUGAUGUGACCUGAUUGUCCUGGUGUGAGACUGCUUCCAUGAAAUCCCCCUGGCUCCUUCCCCGAGGAAGCUCAUGGGAGCCCUCCAGCAUCCACACUUCCAGUCUAGGUGAUAGAGGAGGCAUUACUACAGCCUCUCCCAUCCCUGUACCAGCAGAGCAGGGCCUAAAGAAGGUCUUGACUGGCUGUUGGGGUGGACUGUGGUGGCCCUUGCUGAGCUACCUUCAGUCCCAGGUACGAAACUGCACCCAGUGAGGCAAGACCUCACUAGUCCAGGUGUCAAGAUGAGACCUUGGGGAUUCUGAGUAUCCAGAGCCCCCCAGUUCCUCCACUGCCUUUCCCCCAUCUGUGCUCUGUUCCUCCAGCAGGGCUCACCCACCUGAGGCUUGUCUGUUGGUUGGUCCUCAGGAACAGACAGGAAGAGGUGCCUUUUGUGUCCUCAAAUAAAAGUAGA
Messenger RNA from Chionomys nivalis (European snow vole), 2245 nucleotides. It is a transcript of the gene Tom1, whose product is annotated as target of myb1 membrane trafficking protein. Gene Ontology annotation, cellular component: membrane; endosome. Lineage: Eukaryota; Metazoa; Chordata; Mammalia; Rodentia; Cricetidae. The record is from RefSeq and is a predicted model, not a curated record. The coding region runs from base 67 to 1545 and encodes 492 amino acids. The transcript is spliced from 15 exons. Gene Ontology annotation, molecular function: ubiquitin binding; phosphatidylinositol binding; clathrin binding. Gene Ontology annotation, biological process: signal transduction.